AUGAGCACGUCGAUGCGCGAUCUAAUCGAUGGGGAGGCCGAGUUAAAUGACGAGGAGGAUGACGAGUCUUUCGAUGAAGAGGGUGGCGAGCGCCGCAAGCGGGAGCGCGAUAAUGCCCUAGAUGAUUCUAGCGAGGAAGAAGACGAUGACGACGACGAAGAGGAAGCCCGAAGGAUUCGAGAAGGCUUCAUCGUUGAUGAGGAUGAGGAAGAGGAGGCGGAUGAUUCAGAAGCACGCGAACGUCGUAAGAAGAAAAAGCGUCGUCGGGUCGAGCGUGAAGAGGAGGAGCAGCUUGACGAAGAAGAUCUCGACCUGAUUGGCGAGGCAAAUCCAGAGUGGGAGCGCAAAACCCAAGCGCAGACAAAGUUCAAGCGCUUGAAGCGCGGCCACCGCGAUGAAGACCGUGGGAAAGAACGGCGCCCCGACCUCGCCGAGAUCUUCUCGGAUGAUGAUGAGGACAUGGCUGACGACCGAGGCUACGGACGCCCGAGCCACCGCGCGCACGUUGACGAGUUUGACGAUUUCAUCGAAGACGAUUACCCCGAGGACGACGAGGAGCGCAUUCAGCGCCAAGAAGACAUGGAGGUUGCCCGCCCAAGAGAUAAGGGUCUCGCGGUCGACGCAACCGGUCUUGACAAGGACGCACUCGACGACAUGGAGAACAUAUUUGGAAAUGGCGACGAGUAUGGCUGGGCUCUGGACUUAGAGGAGGAUGAGGAGGCUCAAGAGCGCGAAGAGCAGACGAUCGAGCUGAAGGAUGUGUUUGAGCCCUCUCAGCUCAAGGAGAAGCUUCUCACCGACGAGGACAACCAGAUUCGUAUCGUCGAUGAGCCCGAGCGGUUCCAGCUUGAUCGCAAGCCUUUCAAGGAGCAACAGACGUCGGCCGAAUACUUCAAAGAGGAGGCACGCUGGAUUACGAAUCUAAUGUGGCCCAAGAAGCAAUUGCCGGGUGAUCUCCACGGCCCAUUCAACAAGGCGAUUGGCAAAGUGCUCGAAUUCUUCAUCAUCGAUGGCGUCGAGGUCCCCUACGUCUUCCAGCACCGCAGAGACUACCUCAUCCACGCUAAGAAGAUUAGGAACCAGGACGGCCGCGACCACCCGGACGCCCCCGAAUACACUGUCGAUGCCGAGAAGUUGCUUACCCAGGAUGAUCUGUGGCGGAUUCUCGAGCUCGACAUCAAGUUCCGCUCUUUGAUCGAGAAACGGAACGCGCUUGAGCGCUCGGUUGAGGACCUCAAGGGUGCGAACGUGCAGGACGACGUACUGGAAGAGAUGAUCCCCUUGGCCGCGACGCUUGAGGAACUUCAGGAUCUGCAAGAUUACCUUAACUUCCAGUACUCCUCACAACUCAAGGACAUUGCCGCCAUGGGCAAUGGCGCCUCAAAAGAGACGAAGCGCCCGGGAGCCAAGACAGCCGUUUUCGAACGGAUCAGAAGGUCGCGGGCUUAUAAGUUCGUCAAAGCUCUCGGCAUCUCGCCCGACCGUCUGGCCCAGAAUGCUCUCCGGGAGGGCAAAAAGGAGUCCUCGGACGACGAUAGCAAGCUACCUCUCGACCUAGCCGACCACUUGGCAGACAGUGACUUUUCGACAGGCGACCAGGUGAUCAACGUCGCCCGUCAGAUGUACGCUGAGGAACUCUUUGUGAGCCCACGGAUGCGCAAGCAUUUCCGCAUCCAGUACUACCUGAUGGGCUGUGUGAGCUGUCGCCGGACGGAGAAGGGCCUUCGCAAGAUUGACGAGGCCCACCCCUACUACGAGAUCAAGUACCUUGCCAACCACACGAUCAGGGAUCUUGCCGUGCGGCCCGAGAUUUUCCUCAAAAUGAUGAAGGCGGAAGACGAAGGACUUGUCGAAGUCAAUCUAACCCUAGAGAACGACCGCGAAUUCCGCCGGCAGCUCUACAACGAAUUUGCCUCGGACAACUUCAGCGACCUUGCUGAUGCGUGGAACUCGGAGCGCCAAAAAGUUCUCGACAUCUCCUUUGCAAGACUGGAAAAGGUGAUUGCCAAGGGCGUGAAGGACUCGCUUCGGACGGCCUGCCAGGAGGAGCUACUCAAGACUUGCCGGGAGGAGUAUUUCAAACGGCUCGACCAGGCUCCUCUCAAACCUAAGGGCAUGGUUCUCGGUACCACCCCGCGUGUGCUCACACUGUCCAAUGGCAUGGGUGACCCCAACCGCGAUCCUGUUUCUUGGACGUGGGUUGAGGAAGAUGGCCGGGUCCUAGAACACGGCAAGUUCGUGAAUCUAGCGCGGGAUGAAAGUCAGAGAGACCUCUUUGCCGAGCUGGUUCGCCGGAGGAAUCCAGACGUCGUCGGUAUUUCCGGCUUCUCGGCGGACACCCAGCGGCUGAUCAAGGAUGUGGAGGGCCUGAUCAACGAAAAGGGCUUGAUGGGACCGGAGUACGAUGACCCAGAGACCAACGAAUACCGUAGCGACUUGCUCGAGGUAGUUAUCGUCAACGAUGAAGUGGCCCGCCUCUACAAGGAUAGCCCACGCGCCAUCUCCGAACACCCGACUUUAAACCCACUCACCCGGUACUGCAUCGCACUAGCCCGGUACAUGCAAAAUCCCAUGAAAGAGUAUGCGGCACUGGGCAAGGACAUUACGUCCUUGCUUAUUCAUCCCUACCAGCAGUACCUCCCGCAGGAAAAACUGUACAAGCACCUCGAGACAGCAAUGGUGGAUAUUGUCAACCUUUGCGGCGUGGAUAUCAACGAGGCCAUGGGCGAUUCCUACACAGCGAAUUUGCUCCCUUACGUGGCUGGUCUGGGCCCGCGCAAGGCGCAGCUUCUCAUCAAGGGCAUCAAUGCCAACGGCGGUGUUGUUACUUCUCGCGACGAGCUUGUGGGCGAUCCGGAGCGCCACAAGAUCCCUGUGCUAGGUCCCCGUGUAUGGAACAACUGCGCCAGCUUCCUGUACAUUGAGCACGAUAGCACCGACCCUGACUCGGACCCGCUCGACAACACGCGUAUCCACCCGGAAGACUACGAUCUUGCCCGCAAGGUUGCCGCAGAUGCCUUGGGUCUAGACGAGGAGGACGUCAAGGCCGAGACAGACGUCAACGGGCCGGGUGCCAUCGUGCGGAAGUUGUUCAAGGAGGACGAGCAGGAGAAGGUCAAUGAGCUGAUUCUAGAAGAGUACGCUGAGCAGCUGGAGCGCGAGUACCAGCAACGCAAGCGGGCCACCCUAGAAGCGAUCCGGGCAGAGCUCAUGGGCCCAUUUGAGGAACUGCGCAAAAACUUUGGCGUACCAGGCGCGGAUCAGAUCUUUACCAUGUUCACGGGCGAAACACGUGACUCGCUUUGCGAGGGCAUGAUCGUGCCGGUCAACGUCCGCCUGGUCAAGGACGACUUUGCGAUCGCCAAGCUGGACUGCGGCAUCGAGGGACGCGUGGAAUCUCACGAGGUAUCGUACCGGCAUUCGAUCAAGGACAUGUUGCAGGUCGGGCAGACGGCACAAGCCAAAGUGAUCGAGGUCAAUCGCAAGGACUUUGUCUGCAAGCUGUCGAUGCGCGAGGAGGAACUGCGGCGGCCGUACCGGAGGCAUUACGACUAUGGACGUGGGCAGUGGGACUACAAGCAGGAAGAGGAUGACCGGGAAGAGCUGCGGGAGAAAGACAAGACCACUGGCCGCACGCAGAGGGUUAUCAAGCACCCACUCUUCCGCCCGUUCAACAGCACGCAGGCAGAGGAGUAUCUUGGCGGACAGCCGGCGGGUGAGGUGGUGAUCCGGCCGUCGUCCAAAGGCAACGACCACCUAGCCAUCACGUGGAAGGUGGCGGACGGGGUAUACCAGCACAUCGACGUGUUGGAGCUGCAAAAGGACAAUGAGUUCUCCGUCGGCAAGGUGUUGCGGGUCGGCAGCAAGUACACGUACACGGAUUUGGACGAGUUGAUCGUGGACCAUGUCAAGGCGAUGGCGCGCAAGGUGGAGGAGUUGAUGCAGCACGAGAAGUUCCAGAAGGGAUCGAAGGCUGAUCUAGAAAAAUGGCUAACGACGUACAUCGACGCCAACCCAAACCGAUCGACAUAUGCCUUCUGUCUGGACCCACGACACCCAGGAUACUUCUUCCUCUGUUUCAAGGCGUCACGGAGCUCCAAGGUAAUUGGCUGGAUGAUCCGCGUGAUUCCGCACGCAUACGAACUCAUGAAGAGCCAAUACCCCGACAUGCGGGCGCUCUGCAACGGGUUCAAGUUGCGAUACCAGAGCGAGAUGCUCAAGAUGCAGUCGAAUGGUGCAGGGAGGGGCCAUUAG
Molecule: messenger RNA, 4254 nt
Organism: Dichotomopilus funicola
Lineage: Eukaryota; Fungi; Ascomycota; Sordariomycetes; Sordariales; Chaetomiaceae
Product: SH2 domain-containing protein
Exons: 4
Coding region: 1-4254 (1417 amino acids)
Biological process (GO): transcription elongation by RNA polymerase II; nucleosome organization; transcription elongation-coupled chromatin remodeling
Cellular component (GO): transcription elongation factor complex
Molecular function (GO): histone binding; nucleosome binding; DNA binding
Source: RefSeq, a predicted model, not a curated record